This is a messenger RNA of Labeo rohita (rohu), 2370 nucleotides long. RefSeq names its product UBX domain protein 4 (gene ubxn4). The record is from RefSeq and is a predicted model, not a curated record. NCBI's taxonomy places the organism in Eukaryota, Metazoa, Chordata, Actinopteri, Cypriniformes, Cyprinidae. The transcript is spliced from 13 exons. Gene Ontology annotation, molecular function: protein binding. The coding region runs from base 118 to 1701 and encodes 527 amino acids.
CUCGAACUGCUUCCGUGUUCCGAGCGCAGCUUCCGGCAGCUGUGAGUUGUCGAAUCUUUCCGAACCAGCAAAGCCGCUCAGAAGCAGCAGCAGAUCUUCAUCAUCGUCAUCUUCAUCAUGCGCUGGUUUGAGGGCUCAAUCCCGGCGGCCAUCGCGUCAGCUAAACAGCGCAGAUGUGUGUUUGUGGUGGUGAUCACAGGGGAUGAUGACCAGUCCGCUCAGCUGAUGUCCAGUUGGGAGACAGACAGUGUGUCCGAAGCGGCUCAGAACUGCUGUGUUGCCAUUCGAGUGGACGCUCAGAGUGAAACGUGUGUCCAGUUCUCACAGAUCUAUCCGGUGGUGUGCAUCCCGUCCAGCUUCUUCAUCGGAGAGAACGGCAUUCCUCUGGAGGUGAUCGCAGGCAGCGUGACGGCGGAUGAGCUCAAACGCAGGAUCAACAAAGUCACACAGAUGCACACGCAGCAGAUCGAAGGCCCACAGAUGGACACAGAGAGAGACGAUCAGACGCCCGUCUCUGAGCCGCAGGACGCUCACAGUCUGAACGCCGCUUCCUCCAACUCCAGCUCUGCCACGUCUAAAGUUGAGCAGCGGACUGAUUCCUCUGUUCCCCCAGAAUCCCUGUCUGUGCCGAUGGAGGAAGACGGAGCGUCGGGUCACGUGACUCCAGCUGAAGAUAAAAGCCUGCCGUCAGAAGACGCGUCUCAGCCGGACGAGGCCCUGGAUGCCAGGGUGGAGAGGUUAACGAAGAAGCUGGAGGAAAGACGUGAGCAGAAAAAGAAAGCAGAAGAAGAGAAUGAGCUGAAGAAGGAGGUGGAGAGGCGUAAGAUGGGGAAGGAGAUGCUGGACUUUAAGAAAAAGCAGGAGGAGGAGAAAACCAAACGGCUGCUGGAGGAGAGGAAUCGAGAGAAGGCCGAGGAGCGAGCGGCCAGGGAACGGGUCAAGCAGCAGAUCGCUCUGGACCGCGCUGACAGAGCCGCCCGUUACGCUCAGAGCCAGCAGGACGCGGAGGCGGCGCGACUAGCAGCGCUGCAGGCCAGAGCCGCCGAACAGGAGGCCAAGAGAGACGCCGCGCAGCGAGAGAGGAGUGCGGUUGCCAGGAUACAGUUCCGUCUGCCCGACGGCUCGUCCUUCACUAACCAGUUCCCGUCAGAGACGCGUCUGCUGGAGGCCAGACAGUUCGCUGCUCAGGAGGUUGGAAACCGAUACGGUCAGUUCUCACUGGCCACCAUGUUCCCCAGGAGAGAGUUUACAGCUGAAGAUCUGGAGAAAUCACUGCUGGAGCUGGAACUGGCCCCCAGCGCCUCCAUCGUACUGCUUCCUCAGUCCAGCCGCCCGUCCAACGCUGUGGUGCGCUCGUCAGCGGGCGGAGGCGUCUGGGCCAUGCUGGGAUCGCUGCUGUACCCGCUGCUGGCCGUCUGGAGGUUCAUCAGCGGCUUCCUGUUCAGCAGCCCUCCUCCACCCGCGGCCGCCCAGAGCCAACACGCGACGAACGCGUACGGCUCCGCCUCCGCCUCCGCCUCCGCCUCCGCCUCCGCCUCCGCCUCCGCCGCAGAACCAAAGAGAGAUGCCGUUCGUAAGAGGGUUCUUGAGAAGAGGCCUGAGGACUUCAAGAAAGAUGGGAAAAUAUACCGGCUACGGACUCAGGAAGACAACGAGGACGACAACAACACCUGGAACGGCAACUCCACGCAGCAGAUGUAGCGCGCCGAGCCUCGUCUCUCUGCGGCUCUGCGGUUUGAGUGUGUGUCAGUCUUAACGGUGGGUUUAUCAUUUAGGGCUGUGAUUUCCAUUCCCCUUCCCUCCAGCUCCACCCCGCAUGGGUAAAUCAGAUCAGGUUAGCCUAACUCGCUUCAACAGAGAUCCUCUGCGCGCCGAUACUUUAACCAGGACGACUCCAGGCUCGAGGAGCGCAGGUUCGAGGCUUCGGCGCGUUUGAUGCGUUCGCUGCGUCUGUUAUCGCCAGGAUCGAUUUAAUACAGUAACCGCUGCUGUAAAUGCGGUCUGUUGUGAACAUCGGACGGUUUGUGGCGUUUUACACGGCGGUUUUGACCCCGCAGCGUCAUAAACCGCUUCGGCAAUAGAAUGUCUUUCUACUAGUUUGAGCGGAGAUGCUACUUGAUCCUUUAACGAUAGAAUAAAAGAUGUUUUUCAAUGAAACGCUUCGGCUGCAGUCAUUCUUCUCUUUUGAUUUUGAGUUUCAAUUCAGUCUUCUAGAACUGUCUUUGUUUUCAUGAAUGUAUAAAUACAAUACUAAAAAUUUAUUAAUCAUGUGACACCAUCAUUUGACAAAUACAUCCGCUUACAUCUGUUGUACUCAGUGUGAUCAUGUUUUGUAAUUCAUAUUAAAGGUAAAUGUAUUUUGGGUUCUCA